GAGUUCCUGGAAUGAGCAAAACAAAUGACAGCUGACCAGCGGAUGGGGCUCACACACCGUGUCACUUGUCUGGACGUGUUGACAUCUUCUUGUUGGGAUCUUAGUAAUAAUACGGAAACGUUAGAGCCGCUUGUUAAUGACUUAUUUGGGAUAUUAACAGCGUAACAAGCUAACGGUUACAGGUUAGCAUAGAUUAGCUUAACUCCUUCAGGUUUUGGCUUUUGUUUCAUCAGCAGAGGCAGGUUUCGUUUUCUUAAAAUGUAUCCUGUGGAUAUUACGUCUACCUUUAGAGGGAAGCCAGCUGUUGCCAUGUUAAUCACCGCCAGUGACUGUUUUUCAAUAAGCCAAACAGGAGUGUUUUGUGUUAAACCCGUGACAAGUGUUUAUCUUGACAACACAGCCAGACUAGCUGCUUAUCAUGAGUGUUAGAGCUCGCUAGCUUUCUCCGCUAAUGGCUGUUGUUAUUAUGUGCCAUAUUUUUUAUGAAGACUGUGCGUUUUCAGUCGUUAAGCGACGUUUCCACUAGAGGACAAUUCAGUCAGCUCUUUGUCAAUGUGAUCUGUGCCGAGAAAGUAAACAAGCUUGUGUGGACAGGCAGGAAAGAUGGAGGCUGUAAGACCAAAGAAGACAAAGACUAAAAGCAGCGGAAAAUCUCAGAUCAGGAAGCAGAAGCAGGAUGAAGCCACAGCUCCCUCAACUGUCAGCGAUGAGGCCUCCAUCUCCGACUUCACUGACAUCCCCCUCAGUCUGCCACAGCCAGAGCCAGAGGAGCAGCAUGAGGAGCCUAUUCAGCUCCCUGAAACCUCAGCACAGCAAUCAGAUGUGCCCUCUGAGAAACAGCAGACCUCCUCAUCACAAUCUCUGUCAACUUCAGAGAUAACAAAGACUCUGCCAUCACAGAGUACUGUAUAUCUGACAGUUUCAAAGGAGGAGGAUGAUGGGGUUGCAGCUCAAGGGGCUGAGCUUAAAGUUACAGCACAGAUUACAGAGUUGGAAAAAGACACAGAGUCAUGGAAUCAGCCAUGUGCUUCAGCUGAGUUUCAGAUCUCUAAUCCCCCAAGUGCCCCUGCACUGUACCCUUCUCUUCCCACACUGGAGGAGGGCCCAGUGAUGCAGCUCCGGGAGGAAGCUGUGAAAAACAGGGAAAAGGGACCUGCGGUGUUGGCGCUUCCUGAGCAGGAAUCAUCUCCUCCAAGUUUGCAGCCUCUGGAGUCUGUAGCAGAACUCUCUAGGAGCAAACUGUACCCAGAAUUACCCAAAACAGCUCCAGAAAUUCAGCCAUUCUCACUGGAGCAGCUGAGUGUCUGGGAGCCCGCUGGAGGUUUGCGAGCAUGGUUGGAAGGUGUUGAAGUUUGUGCCACACAGUUCUGUGCUCUAGCUCGCCAGGAGAACCAUGAACUGACUGAACUGCUGCAGAACUACUGGCGCUGUCGUAGGCAGCUGACCCAGUCUCACACACAGCUGCAUACACAGUCAUCUGACUGCAAGAGCACACAGAAUCGUCUGUGGAGCUUCAGAGAUGAGCAGCUUACACUUCAGGGUGUGUGUGCAGAUCAGUCUAAGGUGUGCGGGUACCAUCGCUUCCAGCAGGCAGAGUUUAGUCAAAGUGUGCUGGCUGAGCUGAGUCGACUAUUUGAAGCUCGCAGUGAGCUGCUGCAUCAGAAGGUGGCACUACAUGCAUACACCGCUCUGCUGUCACGCCUGCAGGUGGAGUCCUAUUUGUUUCGUCUAUUGAAAGAUUAUGUUGGUAACAAAACACAGCCCUGCUCUUUCAAACCCUUGAAGGAGGCCAUCAGUGUCCUGUUCAGCUUCACACGCAGAGUCCUGGAUGACUCCCAGUUUCAGACAGACAUCCAUCACUGGCUGGAGAGAUUGGUUGCAGUUCUGCUGCAUGUUGAAGGGUCAGGAGAGCACCUGUACCUGCUGUGCCAUCUGCUGUGUUGUGCUGCUGGGGUUGGCAAGUGGGCCUCAUCCUUCCUUCAGAUCCAGGUCUGGGGGAACACAAAUGGAGUGCAGAACUUUAUGCAAGCUCUAGCUGUCCUAAUGUCACCUGCCAGACACCGUGCAGAGUUCCUGGCACAUCUGAAGCCUUGUGAGAGCCAGGUCUCAUCAGCUUCUGGACCAGAAUCUGGAAACUGGACUCUAGUGGAUGAAGGAGGAGAGGAGGAUGAGGACCCUGAGAGCAGCUGGCUCAUGCUCUGUGAGGAGGAUCUGAUCUCCCUGCUCAACCAGUUUCCAUUCCAGCAGCUUUAUUCUCACAUGCUGGGGAUGAGCAAACCGGGUGUGUAUGAACCGCAAGCCUGCUCCAGCCAGAAGAUGAUGCGUGUUUUUGCCUUCGCGUCCUCACUCAUCGAAAUUCUCGCUCUCGGGCUUCAAACAUACAAUAGAGCCCGAUACAGACAGCUAGUAAAACGAAUAGGACGCAUCAUACGGAUGACGGUGUGUUAUGUCAGUGAUCACUGGGCCCAGUAUGUGAGUUUAACUGGUCCUGCUGGAUCCAGCUCGCACUCUCUGUCAUUGGACAAACUGCAGCUGGAAUAUGAUCAUCUCUUUCUCAGAGCUGUUCUACAUGUUCUCAGAAACAAAAGAUUGGGCAUUUGGUUAUUCAUGUCUGAGAUGCCUUAUGGGACUCUGUCCAGCUCUAUGCUGUGGAAAGUCCUUUAUGUGAUGCAGUGUGCAGAGACAGCAGGACUGGAAAAACUGCGCACUGCUUGUGCUACACAAUCCUGCAUUCAGGCUCUUAGAGAUCCAGAGCAGCAGGAGAGGUUCGAGCUCUGGCUGUGUGAAGUGAACAGCUCUGACGGCAUCGCCCUACUCACUGCACUCGCACACAUGGCCACACCAAGUCAGCACUCUGACCCUGCAUUCAUCACAACCAUAACCCUGCUGAUUUACCAGGUAUCUUAUGUGAGCAUGUCCACCAGAGAAACUUACUCUAAAGUGGGAAGGGAGUUGCUGGCUGCCAUAGCAACAGUCCAUCCAUAUGUUGUCUCUGUGCUGCUGGAGAGACUAAGAGAGACAAUACAGAGUGUAGGAAUGGUGGCUCUGUACUUGUGUAAAGAGCUGCCUCUAAGCCUGUGGCGGCCGCGUCCAGAGGAAAUAUGUGUGAUCGGGUCAUGGCUGCUCCAGCAUCCUCUGUCCGCCGUGGAGAACCGCCUGGCCUGUGUCAUACUGGAGGGUCUGAACUGGGGCUACACAGAUGAUGGCUCCCUGGCCCUGCCUUCAUCUCUUCACAGUGAAGUAGCUCUGCUGGUGGCUGAAGCCUAUCAGAAGUACCUCACUGACAAACCGUACAGCGGCCUCAUAUCAGAGGGAAUCAAACAGGUGUCUUACCUCGCCAGUGUCCUUCGUUUGGGUGUAUCUCCUGAAGCCUCCUUUAGUCAGUGGGCAUGGCAGCUGCUGCUAAGGCUGAAGCUCCACGGCAAUGGCCAGAACCCUAAAGGAGCCUGGUCUGUGCCUGCUUUAGCCGCUAACCCACCUCCAGAGCUCACACACAGUCCCAGCAUGCACUCUGUUAUCAGGGCUGUAAAAGCAGGCAUCCCCAUCGGAUGCUACCUGUCCAUUGCCAUGACAACAGUUGGACAUAGUCUGGAAAACUUUUGCACUGAUGGAGUCGAUUUGCUAAAGAGUCUGAUUCAGUCUCGACACCUGAGAGCUGCGGUGCAUCUUCUGGACAACAUUUUACCCCCAACCUACCCUCUCAGCUUCUACCUGCUCAACAAUGCUCAGUUUGUAAGUUGCAUCCAGCUGUUCCUGCAGUAUGACAGUGUGUGCCCUCAAGGUGUCACGCAGCAGGUGACUCAUCGGGUGGCCCCGCUCCUUACAGGAACGAUCUAUGGAGACAAUGUCCGACUGCUGAACAGUGUUAUUCAGAGUCACGUGGUGGAGAGUUCACUGCCCGGUCGGGUCGGAGCGGCAGCAGUGCUAGAGUUUUGGGUUGGGAUUUUGACCCAGCAGAACCUCUGGUACCGGGACAAAACCGUCCUGUUCCUCAUGGAUCAAAUCUGCUGUGCUGCUUUCUCACAUCGUCAGGAGGAAUGUGUGCAGAAGCUUCUGUACCAACAACACAAGAAUGCCUUGGGUUACCACGGAGAUCGGGGUCUGCUCUCCUCUCUGGUUGGCUGGAUUGCUGGAAAUGCAACGCCCUCUUUCAUAGAGGGCCAAUCCCUGAGUGUGGAGGUUUGGUUUGCCUGGCUUGUGCUGAACAUGGAGGGCGUGUUUGAGGAAGAGUCUCAGCUGAGACGUUGUGUUGAACAAGAGCUGUUGGCGGAGACCAACUUUACCCCAGAACAAGCCUUAAAGAAAGCACAGCAGAGGCUGAAGCUGCCGGUAGCACCAUCACUACAGCGGUUGCAGGUGUAUCGCUGGGCAUGUCAGGCCUUAGCCACGCCUCCUGACCAUCCACUCCUCCCUUUGAUCUGGCAAAAGUUCCUGCAGCUCUACCUCAGACAGCCAGGACCUGAGUAUGGGUUGGCUGCAGUAGGCUGCAUAGGUCGCAGGUUCUUCCAGGCCUCCCAUCAGGCUUCUUUACUCAGAGACCUAAGGCAGAGGAUACAGGAGGUGUCUGACUUCCACCAUGCUGCCAGUCAGGCCCUUAAGGUGCCCCCGACACACACGCCUACAUCUGACAGCCAGGGCAAUGAAAGCCCAGACAAUCCCUUACCUUCUUACCUCACUUCUCCUCAGCUACAUACAGAACUGGUCAGGUUGUUUGGUGUAUUUGCUGUGUGGUUGGGUGAUGAGACGCUGCAGAAGCAGGAAGUAUACCUUCCCUCUCUUCCUCCAGAGUAUGAACCACAUAGACUGGCACAAGUCAUGCAGAGACAACAGGAGCUGUGGCUGGAGUUUGUAGACCAGGAGCGUCUACAGUAUGAUAGGAGAGAGGUUCUGUCUUUGUGGGAGAAGGUGCAGAGUGAGCCGACCUUCUUACAAGGCCAAAACCCUGGCUUCAUUGACAACACAAGCCUCAGCAAUGCAAGAGAGCGUAUCCUGUCUAACCUACAGAAGCAUCCAGUUCCAUUUCCGGCUCCAGAGCUUCAGCAGCUGAAGGCUCCGGUAGCAGAAGUCCCCAUCACCUGUCUCACUGACUCUAAAGCUGCUGUUAAACUGGUGCAGCAGGACCUCAACACUCUACAAGACCAAGCAAGAAUUGCAGUGGCACGUGAAGCCCAACAGGUGGCGAUGGAGCAGGAGCUGCUGGAGAGUCUUCCUCUUCUGUACAAGAACCAGCCAGAGCAAGUCACCAUGGCCCUGGAGUGUAAAGGGAAAGGAGGGCAGCCAUGCCAGGGAGCUGCAAACAUCACAGUCACAUGUGAGCGUGUCCAGAGACAGGAGGCAGUUCAGACUCAGAUAACAUCAUUGCGCAGGGACAUCAAGAAGCUUCAGACAGACUCCAUGGCUCCUCCACCACAAAACCUGGCACAAGCAGCAGUCCACACGGAGAACUUUAUCACGGCUCUGGUGAAUUUGUACAAGACACAGAAGUCUCCAGCAGUGCAGCAGGUUGGUGUGUCUGCCUUUUACCAGGUGGUCUCUUUUGUGUGUGAAGACACACUACGACAUCCCCCAACACGCCAGUAUCUCUCCUCAUGCGUGGAGAUCCUGGGACAGGUGUUUAUUCAGAAUAAUUCAGAGGAAUGUGGCAGUGUCCUGAAGACAAUCCUGGAGCAGAGGCGUCUUUGUCCCCUCAUUUCCCCCUUUUUCACUCCAAACGCAGCACCCAAACAGCUCGUCUUUCUUUACCAAGAUGUGGUCACGUCCUUACAUCUGGACACUGCUGAUGUCAUUUUCAUGCUGCUCACAAAGUUCGAUUUGUCUCAGUGGCUGAAUGAAGCCCAUCCUGCGUUUUCGGAGAGAACCCGUCUGCUGGAGUUGGUCCAUGGAGCUCUCUGUGUCUGUGGCCGGGACCCUGAGCCAGAACUCCUCACGCCUUUUCACCUCUUCACCAAACACUGGACGUGGCUUCUACGCCAUCAUUUCCCUGAUCAUUACAGUGACUGCCUACGUCUUCUCAUGACUAGCUCUUCAAACCAGCUACUGAGUCCAGAAUGUUGGAAAGUGACCCUGCGUGUGCUUGGCUGUUUACCUCCUUCCCGAAUCACCAAAAGCAAAUCUGAACAAUCCCACUGCCCCUCUGAUGCUGCCGGCCGCGCUGUCAUAUCUUCAGCUUCACACAGAACUCCCAUCGGCCUCUCCCCUCAGCAGGUAGAUGAGACAGUGGAUUGGCUGAGUGAUUAUUUCCUGCGGAGUCGUCUCAGUAAGACAGACCUCCGCAGCUUUGGCCUGUACUCAGCCUGGACACCCUACAUCACCGAGGUUGUCUCUUUCUGGGAACAUCUGAUCAACUAUUCGAUCAGUGUGCAGCUCAGCAGCUGUGCCAGAGAGUCAGUGGGCAGCAGCAAAAUCUUGAAAGCUUUGCAGGAUCUCCACACUAAGACUGUCAAGCUAUUUAAGCCUUGGAUCCUCCCUCUGGACACUGAUGACGGCGGUAACCUCAAGUGUUACCCCUGGCUGGAGACGGAUGCGAGUGCAGCAGGAAGUCUGGUCAGCCUGUACGCACAACUCACAGACACACUGCAUCACAAGUUCAGAGAUCGUCUGCUCCCUGGUCAGAGAGGAGCGCUCUGGCUGUGUAUGAUGCAGUACUGUGAGAGUUGCACCUCUCCCCGCACCCCUGAGUACUUGCUCUAUCUCUACCACACACACCUACGCAGCCUGCCCUGGAGUCAUCUGUACCCGGACACCCAGCUCAUGCAGCAGCUCUUUAAUGUGGAGAGAGGAAGCCCCAAGAGCUGUUUCCUCUUCCUAGGUGAAGUUUUAUGUGAAGUAAACUGGGUGAGCGUCCUUAGUGACCACUUACACAAACCCCCGACCUCCACAGUGUAUCCUGUUCUACCUGAUGAAGGAGCUAAGAAGGAGUCACACGCCAUGUUAGUUUAUCUCCUAUACAUGCUGGUUUUUCUGGCAAAGGAGGAACAGCUUCUGAGCCAACAGGACUCCCCUCUGCUCAGUCUACUCGUCCAGUCCACCUCUCUGCCCUGGCACCAGCUGGACCUUUCCUCAUACCAGGGCAUUCUGGGAUACGUUAGCACUCACUACCCUCCCUCUCUACUGCUCAGUACUGAUUCUGCGCCUCAGCUGCUGCUGAAAUCUCUACGUGGUGCUGCAGGGCUCAGCCCUUGCCCUAGUGAAGCUCCACACAGGGAGGAGACGCUGAAAGCUGGAGCCUACGUGUGCUGGUGUGUUCAGUCUUUGGUGACCCUGGAGCAGGGGGGCAGCAUCACCCUCAGUUGCCUGGAGGCUCAGCUUGAGCUGCUUCUGGAGAGCAUCGUCACAUUCAACCCACCUGAGACCGGUUUGGAGCAGAGGCACAUGGCAUUCUGCAGCCUGUUCAGCGAUGCUCUGGCUCUCCUGAACAGAGUGGGCGUCUCCACAGGCGAGGCACUCGCUUCUCAUGUCAUCACCUGGCUGGACAGGAAGGGGAGGGGCUUUCCUAUUCUGCCUCUUCUCACAGCUUGCUCCCGUUGCCUUGCAUCAGUGCGGCACAUGACGCGUAUCAUGGAAGCGUGCAUUACAGCGUACUUCAAUCAUGCUGAGGAAGAGUCUCUGGGUUGGGGUCCUGUGUUGGCAUCGCUGCAAGUGCCUGAGCUCACCGUGGACGACUUCCUCUCUGAGAGCCAAUCUGGAGGCAGCUUCUUGACGCUCUAUGCCUUUAUCCUGCAGCGCCUCAACACAGAGUACACAGCAGCCAAUGAGAAGAGGACACUGGCUUUGAUAAACACAUGGACCUUUACUGUCUUCCCAAGUGGUCCGGGGGAUGAAGCCAAGCUGUUUCUUUGGUGGCACAAAGCACUGAAUCUGUCAGCAGAGCAGCUGCAGCCACAGGCCAGCCAGACUGAAGUGAUCGGAGUCGUUCUGGGUCUGUUGAGGUUACAAACAAGGCUGCUUCAGCUGGGAGAAGAGAGACUGAACUCUGGGCUGUUAGGUGCUAUAGGCCUGGGGAAAAGGUCUCCUGUCUCUAAUAGGUUCAGAGUGGUGGUACGCAGUCUGGCAGCAUUCCUGUCAGUACAAGUUCAAUCCGAGACCGAGCUCCGACUCCAACCCACCGCUGAGUUGGAGCUCUCUGCCAAAGCCCAGCAAACGCUCGGGAUAUUGGAGGCCAUGCCCAGCAAUAAACAGUACGCUGAGUUAGAGGACUCUGUGAGUAAAGCGGUGCAGUUCAUCCGCUACCCAGGACACUGUCUCCGAGAUGGACCCAGACUUCUGUCUCUGCUAGCCAACCUGCUAUACCCCGACCUCAGAUACCUACACAUAAUCCGCUAGCCAAGACUGUAUCUGACUCUCAUGCUGGUAAUCAAGGAGGAUGUCAGCCAUUUGUGAACUCAGUCCUGAACGGAGACACAUUUCUGGAGCACAAAGUUUCCAGUAGUGACCCUGUUACUGGUUUUUAAUCAAGAGCCAUGUGUUUUUUUAACACAGAAACUGACCGUUCAUCAGAGCUCUCUGUGAACAUUUUUGACUGGUUCAAUGAAGGCAUAAGAAAUGUCACAAGCUAAGCCCUUCUCCUUACUCACACUUUGUUUUCUUCUCUUGUUAAUGCCUUGUUGCUUUUAUAUAUCUUGCCAAUGCAUCAGUUCUAUUCUUUAUUAGAGAGGAAGUUGCACAUAUUUAUUGAAGCAUAAUUCGUGAAUCAGAAUUAGGCUUAAGGUGUCAGUUUGGAGACUACAUGUGGAAUCUAACAAAAUAAAAGAUGAAGGGUCCAUAGAUUACAUGGAGGGGUUUGAAGGAGGGAUCUAAUAGGCCUAUAUGUUUAGUGGCACCCUCUUGAAAAAGGGUGGGCGACAUACCAGGGAAGCUUGAAGGCGGGGUCUUGUGCCUGAUACAAUUCAACUUUGGAUGCUAGCAUUUAGCAACAAGCUACAAUCUGUGCAUAUGACUACAGUGUCUGCCUGUAUGAAGUGACCAUGCUUAGUAACAGAACAUGUCAGUAUUAUUCUUAUUUCUAGCCAAAAGUGCUUUCAUUUUUUUCUGCCAAAGAGAUGUUUUUUUGGUUCUCUGAGCUACUUUAAUCGUCUUGCCCAUGCAUCCUUGUUAUUCCACGUGUCUCUGUUAGGUACAUAAAACUGCAGUCUGUAAAAACAUACUUGAAGGAACACUCGACAGGAGUACCACUUACUCUGUGCUUCCCCAUUUGGCUUCCUUAUAAAGUAGUGUGUGCCAUAACACAAGCUUCUGAAGCUGAUGGUAUUACUAAAACAGCAGGUAUGUUGUGUAGGGGGAGCUAAAUUCUGACUGGACUUUUAUACUUAAAUAGUGGUAUAAGCACACUAUGAUUCAGAUUUACAGACUGUACUGUUCACCCAGCACUCUUCUCCUGAGUUUAAUUACCCUUGGCUGUUCACCACUUCUGUUGCUCUGUGCCAUCUCAAUAAUAAUCGUGCUGCACUUCUGCAGCCUUAGGCUUGCCUUAUUGCCUGUGUUCUGUGUCGACUGUUAAUGUCAGAAGUGCUGCUUUUUCAUGACUCAGUGAUCAGGAAUGGGUCUGUGGGGCUGCAGGGGGGAGGGAGAGACGGAGCGGGGGAGUGGGAGCACUGCACAAAGGAAACAUGUUCAAUAAAGGGAACACAGAGUGUCUCUCAUCUAGUGUUUACCAGUUAAAGCCAAUGAUCAAGGACUACAUUUACAACCCUGUUUCCAAAAAAGUUGAGACAUAGUGUAAAAAGAAAAUAAAAGGUGAAUGGAAUGAUCUGCAAAAUAUGUAAAUUGCAUAUUUAAUUAAGAAUAGCAUUAAGACAACAUAUCAAAUGUUGAAACAAGUGCUGUUAAUCAAUAAAAAAAUGUAUCUUAUUAAAACAGGCUAUGUAUUUAACUGCACGUUAUCACACACUUAUUAAAAUGAGAGGGACUGCAUUGCAGGUAGAUUUAAUAAUAAUAUCACUGAAAAAGUCUAAAAGAAUGUGAUUCUGAAUGGCAUCAGAAUAUUUUACAAGCUUUUGAAUCAGCAACACAUCAAUAGAUGUAUGAUAUAGAUGUUGUUUGGACAGACCUAAGCAUCUCUCUCUAUUCAUGAGUACUAGAGCCCUGCCUCCCACCCAUUCCACAGCACAUGCCCCCCCACAACAGGUGUCUCCAGGCCCUCACAGAUUUUGACAAUCCAUGUUAAAUAUUCAGAUUAACUGACUGUGCAUUUAAUUGAAGGCAAUAUUGAUAUGUUCCCACAAGUACCAGCCUGAUUAAGUUUCCUCUUUGAAUGAAUGAAAUCCUAAGAAAACAACCACAUCCUUGUCAUGCGUAAUAAUGGCACACAUUGAUAACAAAGCAGCUGGGAGUCUCAGACUGAUUUAACUCCUGAUUCUGGCUUAGUAAUAGCAAUGUCAUAGUAAUAUUCUCUGACCUUAUUAACAUAUUUAUUUUUAAAGAUGCAGAGGUGAAAUUGUUUCCUGAUCUCUGGAAAGUUUGUGUAUCAUAAAAAAUUGCAGCGCACUUCUAUCAGCUCUAUCAGACAGUAGGCUUAUCUUUAUUUAUGCUGUGUUGUUACCGUCCUCAUUAGUAGAUGCUUAAUACAGUAAGGCCUUUUUUGUAUCAAUAGGGAUGUUUUUUCCCCAAACAACAGCAUAAUGGCUCAACAUCUACACACUGGUACAUAUGUGGGAUGAUAGGCCAACAACACAAUAA
This is a messenger RNA of Cheilinus undulatus (humphead wrasse), 10674 nucleotides long. It is a transcript of the gene epg5, whose product is annotated as ectopic P-granules autophagy protein 5 homolog (C. elegans). The transcript is spliced from 45 exons. Lineage: Eukaryota; Metazoa; Chordata; Actinopteri; Labriformes; Labridae. Gene Ontology annotation, biological process: autophagosome maturation. Gene Ontology annotation, cellular component: cytoplasm. The record is from RefSeq and is a predicted model, not a curated record. Bases 604 to 8322 code for a protein of 2572 amino acids.